Molecule: messenger RNA, 2504 nt
Organism: Orycteropus afer afer
Lineage: Eukaryota; Metazoa; Chordata; Mammalia; Tubulidentata; Orycteropodidae
Gene: DHX33
Product: DEAH-box helicase 33
Biological process (GO): positive regulation of transcription by RNA polymerase I
Cellular component (GO): nucleolus; intracellular anatomical structure
Molecular function (GO): ATP binding; RNA binding
Source: RefSeq, a predicted model, not a curated record
AAAGCCUUCCCAGGUCCCCAGUGCGUGCUGGGAGCUGUAGUGCCGUUCCUUAGGGCUGGGGGUGGCCGUGAGGUCAUCGGUGGUCGCCGGGAGCCGCCAGCACGUGGCGGCAGGUUCGCGUUAUCUGCCCGCGCCUUCAGGAGGCGGUUGCUGUCGCCCUCGCGAGUCCGUCGCAGUGCCAUCCCGACAUGCCUGAGGAGGCGGGCUUCCCCCCGAUCAAGAGAUUCCGGCCGGGUUCCGGACCUCGGAACCGCUCUGGAUCCUGCCCUCCUGGGAGGCGAGUGGUGAUGCUGCUGGCUGGGGGCGGCGGAGGAGGAGGAGGCCGAAGGCAGCAGCCAUCCCUGGCCCAUCCCUCUGCCACUCCUUACCGCGAAGCUGUGGAGUUGCAGCGCCGAAGUUUGCCCAUCUUCCAGGCUCGGGGGCAACUGUUGACCCACCUCCGAAACCUGGACAACGCCGUCCUCAUCGGGGAAACCGGCUCCGGGAAAACAACGCAGCUCCCUCAGUACCUCUACGAAGGAGGGAUCGGCCACCAGGGCGUCAUUGCUGUGACCCAGCCCCGUCGGGUGGCCGCCAUCUCUCUGGCUACCAGAGUCUCAGAUGAGAAGAGAACUGAACUUGGGAAGCUGGUUGGCUAUACAGUCCGCUUUGAUGAUGUCACCUCAGAAGACACCAAGAUCAAGUUCCUGACUGAUGGCAUGCUUCUCCGUGAAGCAAUUUCAGACUCCCUGCUCCGGAAGUACAGCUGUGUCAUCCUGGAUGAAGCCCACGAGCGGACUAUCCAUACAGAUGUGCUCUUUGGGGUGGUGAAAACUGCACAGAGGCGGCGGAAGGAACUGGGGAAACUGCCUCUCAAAGUGAUUGUGAUGUCAGCCACAAUGGAUGUGGACCUCUUCUCUCAGUACUUCAAUGGAGCCCCUGUCCUCUACCUAGAAGGCCGGCAGCACCCAAUCCAGAUUUUCUACACUAAACAGCCUCAGAAUGAUUACCUGCAUGCAGCAUUAGUCUCAGUCUUCCAGAUCCACCAGGAAGCCCCUUCUUCUCAGGACAUCCUGGUGUUCCUCACUGGGCAGGAGGAGAUCGAAGCAAUGAGCAAGACCUGCCGAGACAUUGCAAAGCACCUCCCAGACGGCUGCCCUCCAAUGCUGGUCCUUCCUCUGUAUGCCUCCUUGCCCUACACCCAGCAGCUCCGUGUCUUCCAGGGGGCCCCCAAGGGCUAUCGCAAAGUGAUCAUUUCAACCAACAUCGCUGAAACCUCCAUAACCAUUGCAGGAAUAAAAUUUGUAGUUGACACAGGCAUGGUUAAAGCAAAGAAGUAUAACCCUGACAGUGGGCUUGAGGUCUUGGCUGUGCAGCGGGUGUCAAAGACCCAGGCUUGGCAGCGCACGGGAAGGGCUGGCAGAGAGGACAGUGGCCUCUGCUACCGACUCUACACCGAGGAUGAGUUUGAGAAGUUUGAUAAGAUGACCGUGCCAGAAAUCCAGAGGUGUAACCUGGCAAGCGUGAUGCUACAGCUCCUGGCAAUGAAAGUCCCCAAUGUGCUCACUUUUGACUUCAUGUCCAAACCAUCUCCAGAUCACAUUCAGGCAGCCAUUGCCCAACUGGACCUGUUAGGUGCUCUUGACCGUAAGGAUGACCAGCUUUCCCUGACUCCAAUUGGAAGAAAGAUGGCAGCAUUUCCUUUAGAACCCAAAUUUGCCAAAACCAUUCUUUUGUCCUCCAAAUUCCACUGCACCGAGGAGAUACUGACCAUCGUCUCCCUGCUGUCCGUGGACAGCAUUCUCUACAACCCUCCUGCCCGGCGGGAUGAGGUGCAGAGCGUCCGGAAGAAGUUCAUCUCCAGUGAGGGCGACCACAUUACCCUGCUGAAUAUCUACCGGACCUUCAAAAACAUGAGUGGGAAUAAGGAUUGGUGUAAGGAGAAUUUUGUCAACAGCAAGAAUAUGAUGUUAGUCGCCGAAGUCAGAGCACAGCUGAGGGAUAUCUGCUUAAAGAUGUCCAUGCCAAUCAUGUCAUCCCGAGGAGACGUGGAGAGCAUCCGCCGCUGCCUGGCACACAGCCUCUUCAUGAGCACAGCAGAACUUCAGCCAGAUGGCACCUAUGCCACCACAGACACCCACCAACCAGUGGCCAUCCACCCCUCAUCUGUCCUCUUCCACUGUAAGCCAGCCUGUGUUGUGUAUACUGAGUUGCUCUACACCAACAAGUGCUACAUGCGAGACCUUUGUGUCGUGGACGCCGAGUGGCUGUACGAGGCCGCCCCCGAGUACUUCCGCAGGAAGCUGAGAACCGCCAGGAGCUAAGCUGCCUCAAGGCUGCCAGGAUUGCUGCUUGCCCAUGAGCUUGGAUGACAUCCGUUCUGCUAGCAGUCUCUUAGGCUGGCACUGAGAGAGGCAGUGAGUUUUAAUACAGCCGACGGGCCCAGCUUCCGAGAGCUUGGAGGCAUCUUUAUUUAAACUCCUAUGACUGAACCAUGUAGACAAUGUACAUGCCAUUUAUACUUG